Molecule: messenger RNA, 3074 nt
Organism: Cavia porcellus (domestic guinea pig)
Lineage: Eukaryota; Metazoa; Chordata; Mammalia; Rodentia; Caviidae
Gene: Glra2
Product: glycine receptor alpha 2
Exons: 10
Coding region: 361-1719 (452 amino acids)
Biological process (GO): neuropeptide signaling pathway; nervous system process; response to amino acid
Cellular component (GO): neuron projection; plasma membrane; synapse
Molecular function (GO): glycine binding; transmembrane signaling receptor activity; transmitter-gated monoatomic ion channel activity involved in regulation of postsynaptic membrane potential
Source: RefSeq, a predicted model, not a curated record
CCCACAGGCAGACUAGUGUUUCCAGGAGCUCAGACCCCAGCCGCUCUCACCCUUUCCGUCUUCCUCGACCUCUGCUCUCCCCCUGCCAUCGUUACACCCCCUCGUCAAGCGCCCAGUCACUCUUUGCCUUUGAACGACAGGCGCAUCCUCUCUUGAUUGCCUCUCCCCGACCCCCGCCCCAAGCUACUGAAAAAGGAAACAUGCGCACUUCAGAGCUAGGAGCUGUCCGAGUGCUGAAAUUUAUAGGCUGGGAAACUAGAUUCCUGCCAGAUUUUGAAUCCGGACAAUAAAUAGAUACUUUGUCUAGCUUCUUUUUGGAAUCAUUUCGGGAUAUUUUCCACAAGCAUCACAGAAACAGGAAUGAACCGGCAGCUAGUGAACAUUUUGACAGUCUUGUUUGCAUUUUUCUUAGAGACAAACCACUUCAGGGCAGCUUUCUGCAAAGACCAUGACACCAGGUCUGGGAAACAGCCUUCACAGACCCUAUCUCCUUCAGAUUUCUUGGACAAAUUAAUGGGAAGGACAUCAGGAUAUGAUGCAAGAAUCAGACCAAAUUUUAAAGGUCCUCCAGUAAACGUUACUUGCAAUAUUUUUAUCAACAGUUUUGGAUCAGUCACAGAGACUACCAUGGAUUACCGAGUGAAUAUUUUUCUGAGACAACAGUGGAAUGAUUCACGGCUGGCCUACAGUGAGUAUCCAGAUGAUUCCCUGGACUUGGACCCAUCUAUGCUAGACUCCAUUUGGAAACCAGAUUUGUUCUUUGCCAAUGAGAAGGGUGCCAACUUCCAUGACGUCACCACUGACAAUAAGUUGCUGCGAAUUUCAAAAAAUGGCAAAGUGCUCUACAGUAUCAGACUCACCUUGACCUUAUCCUGUCCCAUGGACUUGAAGAACUUUCCCAUGGAUGUUCAGACCUGUACAAUGCAGCUGGAGAGUUUUGGGUACACAAUGAAUGAUCUAAUUUUUGAAUGGUUAAGUGAUGGUCCAGUGCAAGUGGCUGAAGGAUUGACCUUGCCUCAAUUUAUUUUGAAAGAAGAGAAGGAACUUGGCUACUGCACAAAGCACUACAAUACUGGAAAGUUUACCUGCAUUGAAGUCAAGUUUCACUUGGAACGUCAAAUGGGAUAUUAUUUGAUCCAGAUGUACAUUCCCAGCCUGUUGAUAGUCAUUUUGUCCUGGGUCUCCUUUUGGAUAAACAUGGAUGCAGCCCCUGCUAGGGUUGCACUGGGUAUCACCACAGUCUUAACGAUGACCACCCAGAGUUCAGGUUCCAGGGCAUCUCUGCCAAAGGUCUCCUAUGUAAAAGCGAUUGACAUCUGGAUGGCGGUGUGCCUUCUGUUUGUGUUUGCAGCCUUACUGGAAUAUGCAGCAGUGAACUUUGUCUCCAGGCAACACAAAGAGUUCCUGCGUCUCCGAAGAAGACAGAAGAGGCAGAAUAAGGAAGAAGAUGUGACUCGUGAAAGCCGUUUUAAUUUCAGUGGUUAUGGGAUGGGUCACUGCCUCCAAGUGAAAGAUGGAACAGCUGUCAAGGCCACACCUGCCAACCCACUUCCACAACCACCCAAAGAUGCAGAUGCUAUCAAGAAGAAGUUUGUGGACCGGGCAAAAAGGAUUGACACAAUAUCUCGAGCUGCCUUCCCACUGGCCUUCCUCAUAUUCAACAUCUUUUACUGGAUCACAUACAAGAUCAUUCGGCAUGAAGAUGUCCACAAGAAAUAGAUGUGCCCUACAGAUGCUGGGACCUUCUCGCCUAAAGUGUUGUGCUUGUAAAUACACAGUGAAAUUGUCUUUAUAUCACUUUGACAGAGGAAAAGACUGAGGGAGGGGGGAGGGCAAACCUGAGGGGGGUGGGCUUCCUGGUACCUACAUGAAAAAGUUAUGUGGGCAAUGAAGAAAACUGUUUGCACAAAAGUAAGAUGUUGCAGAAUCACAUGAGCAUAAUUCCCAUCUAUAGUCUGUAGCAUUGUUCUUUAAGAUGACACAUCAAUCAGACAUGACAUGCAGGGUCAAGUUCUCAAGGGCUGACUACCUUUUGGUUUGGUUUGGUUUGGUUUGGUUUGGUUUGAACUAAUUCUGGUACUGAAAAGUAAGCUUAAAACACACAGCUACACACACACACACACACACACACACACACACACACACACACCCUGAAAAUGCUUACCAUCUGACCAUAGUGACUAGUCUAUAGUGAGUUGAGGACCAAACCUUUUCUGGAAAAUGCUGCCUCAUUUUUAAAAUAAGCCUCCUAAGCUAUGUUCUUUACAAUGUCUGUAAUAAGUGUUUCACCCAACGAAUUCUUUCGUGGGUCGUAAAGUAUUUCUACUUAUCCAAAAACAAUGACAAAAAACAAUGACAAGGAACAGAUUUCUACUGUACUAUCUAUGUAGGUGUGCACUUUAAUAUUAUUUUUUUCCUAGAUGUAAUUUUGGGGUUGAAAUUGUGUAUUGUGUAAUUAUUUAAUAAGAUGCCCUCGUAAAACAGAUGCUCAUUUUAUUUUAGAUCCAAGUCAGUGUACUCUCUCUCACUCUUAAUGUCUUUCUCUCUCCCUCUCUCUAUAAAUAUAUAUAUAUAUAUAUAUAUAUAUAUAUAUAUAUAUAAAAUUUUUUGCUAUGUUUAUGCGUGACUUGAAGUGCCCAAGUGUGAUUUAACCAUUUUAGCCAUUGGGCAGCAGUACUUACGGAGAUGGUGUGUCCUGAAUGGCGUAGCUCAGAUUAGCUUGAACUUCCCAUUUCUGCUCUCAUUGUAGAUGUAACUUCUAGUCCUAAUGUUGACUGACUCAUAAUUUCUACUGUCAAUCUAAGCGAAUAUCAUUUUAAAUAUCCUUGAUUAACUUAAGAAAUUUUAAAAUUGUACUGUGAUUUUCAUAACCCGUUGCCUUUUUGGUACCAGAGCUACGUGGUUUAAAUUCUGGCUACAUGUUUUAAGUAAGAAAAAAAAGACGUAUUUUUGCUUACUCAGAUAAAACACAAUCUGUAAAAAUAUAAGGAUAUAAUUAAAUUUUACAUGUGCUGUAAAAGGGGUUAUUUUAAAAAGCAUUUGUUCAAUUUCAAUAAAGCUAAGUGUGCCACAAA